AGCUCCAGUCGAGCACGUAGCCCAGACGAUCCGUGUCUUUAUCUGUAUUAUUAUUAUCAUUCAUAUUAUUCAUAUUAUUUUUGGGAGGAUGAGGAGGAAAUCCAGGAUUUUAUUGUGCUUCGCGGUGCUGUGGAUCCUCGGCAUUGCUUAUUAUUUCUAUUCGGGAACGACGCUGCACCGCAAGGAUGACUGGAUUGGAUUCAGUUCCAGCAGAAAUCAGGCAUCAAGUCAUGCAGACAGCAGAGCUCAUAACAUCGAAACUCUUCCACCAGGUAAGGUCAGGUGGCAGGACUUCGAUCAGGACCUGUACGUGGGGGCGACGGUAGUGAAGCCCGGCCAGGAUCCCUACGCCCGCAACAAAUUCAAUCAGGUGGAGAGCGACAAACUCCGGAUGGACCGCGGCAUCCCGGACACCAGACAUGACCACUGUCGGCAUAAGCAGUGGAGGACGGAUCUACCUGCGUCCAGUGUGGUCAUCACAUUCCAUAACGAAGCUCGAUCUGCAUUAUUACGCACUGUGGUCAGUGUUCUGAAGAAAAGUCCUCCUCACCUGGUCAAAGAAAUAAUCCUCGUGGACGACUACAGCGACCACCCUGAGGACGGGGCCUUACUUGGAAAAAUGGAGAAAGUUCGAAUACUGAGGAACGAUCGGCGAGAAGGUCUGAUGAGAUCUCGUGUGCGGGGGGCAGAUGCAGCCACGGCGAGCGUCCUCACCUUUCUGGACAGUCACUGUGAGUGUAACGAGCACUGGCUCGAACCUCUGCUGGAGAGGGUCGCUGAGGACAAGACACGCGUCGUCUCGCCCAUCAUAGACGUCAUCAACAUGGACAACUUCCAGUACGUCGGAGCAUCCGCCGACCUCAAAGGAGGUUUCGACUGGAAUCUGGUCUUUAAGUGGGACUACAUGACUCUGGAGCAGAGACGGGGGAGGCAGGGGAACCCUAUCGCUCCCAUCAAGACUCCUAUGAUUGCUGGUGGCCUGUUCGUUAUGGACAAAGCCUACUUUGAGGAGCUGGGAAAAUACGACAUGAUGAUGGACGUGUGGGGUGGUGAAAAUCUCGAGAUCUCGUUCCGUGUCUGGCAGUGUGGAGGCGGUCUGGAGAUCAUCCCGUGCAGUCGGGUGGGACACGUGUUUAGGAAGCAGCACCCGUACACGUUUCCCGGAGGCAGCGGCACCGUGUUUGCCAGAAACACCAGGCGAGCGGCGGAGGUGUGGAUGGACGAUUUUAAGAAUUUUUACUACGCUGCUGUACCCUCAGCACGGAACGUCCCCUACGGCAAUAUACAGAGCAGACUGGAAAUGAAGAAGCGAUUAGGCUGCAAGCCGUUUAAGUGGUACCUGGACAACGUGUAUCCAGAACUCCGGGUCCCGGACCAUCAGGACAUAGCGUUUGGGGCUCUGCAGCAGGGCGGGAACUGCUUGGACACGCUGGGUCACUUUGCUGAUGGAGUAGUGGGAGUCUACGAGUGUCACAACGCAGGAGGCAACCAGGAAUGGGCAAUGACUAAGGAUAAAUCGGUGAAGCACAUGGACCUGUGUCUGACGGUGGUGGACCGCAUGGCUGGGACACAGAUUAAAUUACAGGCCUGCAGAGAAAAUGACACUAGACAGAAAUGGGAGCAGAUCGAGAACAACACCAAGCUCCGGCACGUGGGCAGCAACCUGUGCCUGGACAGCCGGAGCGCUCGGAACGGGGGUCUGACGGUGGAGGUGUGCAACCCCUCGCUCACCCAGCAGUGGAAGUUCACCCUCAACUUACAGCCCUAGGUCUCUGUCCUGUAGCCUCCACGCCCUGCGCCCUCGUCAGGUCACAGAGCGGCGCGCGGCACUCUCGAGGGUACGCCGACCGGCCAGCCGCGCUCGGACUGCUCGUCCUCCGGGAAGGGGGGGGCGACAAAAAAACACAUGAUGACUUUUUUCCAUCCAACUAUAUACCUCACCGAUUCAUUUAUGGUCCAGCUGGUGGGGAAACGAUCCUCCAGUCUUAAUUAAAGAAAGGAUUCGAGGGGUUUUAAGUUCAGCAAUAUGAAUCAGAUCCUGGUCGCCCUUCCUGUUUUGAUUUGUCUUCUUCUUUUACCUGUUUUUGUUCUUUCAGUCGGGGUAUCUAGUGUUUGGUUCGAUGUAAACAACGUUGAAUGUACGCAGCGCUACACGGAGGCACCCGGGACAUCGGAAUUCGAGGAAAACGGGACGAAUCGGAAGCUUUCUGUUUCUUGUAAUCAAGUGGGGGGGAAAAACCCCAGCAGGCCUCGGAUUGUCGAGCGAACUUUUUAUACACUGUAUAAUCGACGGCCUGUUUGUUUUUUUUUCUUGGGUGUUUAUUAUUUUCGGAGGGGCGGCGGCGGCAUACCUUGUAGCACUGGCUGCUACCGUUCAUCGUCUGCCGCCUCCGUCAUCAAUCGGACCGCGGCGCGUCUUCGUUUUAUACAUUUUACCACCUGUAAUCGAAUCACGUCACAGAGAUUUCUGGAUCCUUGAGAGAUUUUUAGUUUUUGUAAUUGC
Molecule: messenger RNA, 2503 nt
Organism: Trichomycterus rosablanca
Lineage: Eukaryota; Metazoa; Chordata; Actinopteri; Siluriformes; Trichomycteridae
Gene: galnt2
Product: UDP-N-acetyl-alpha-D-galactosamine:polypeptide N-acetylgalactosaminyltransferase 2
Exons: 16
Coding region: 89-1768 (559 amino acids)
Biological process (GO): protein O-linked glycosylation
Cellular component (GO): Golgi apparatus
Molecular function (GO): polypeptide N-acetylgalactosaminyltransferase activity
Source: RefSeq, a predicted model, not a curated record